UAUUCCAUCCCGCAGUGCACAGUUCUCAACCAUUUUAUAGAGUCCUGUACGAGGCUUUUGAGUCUAUUAUUGAUUAGUAAGCCUCAUGGAAAUACUACCCAGUCAUACAUGUUACGAUCUCCGAACUGUAUUGUUUGCAUGGCAACUCUCUAUGCUUUCAUGGGGUACCUUUGGGAGAUGAGCGGGUCCUAUUGGGUCGCUGUAAUGCUUGUGACCCAUUGUUGGCAUCUCACCCAAGUGGACCUAGAUGUCGUGGUGAUAACCACCAUUUCGUCCAUCAAUGUAUGGACUUCAACGACGGGAGCUUUAACCACAGUACGCAAACUCCAUACAUAAUUUGCAUACCAUUGCACAUUUACGAUUGAAUCAACUUGAAAGUCGAAC
Molecule: messenger RNA, 384 nt
Organism: Suillus plorans
Lineage: Eukaryota; Fungi; Basidiomycota; Agaricomycetes; Boletales; Suillaceae
Exons: 1
Coding region: 109-336 (75 amino acids)
Source: RefSeq, a predicted model, not a curated record